AUGCCAGCGUCAAAGCAAAACAAUGAAACGCAGCUCUCAACUAGUCAAGCAAACAAGUCGCGGCUUGUUACAAUUUGUCGAUGGGUGAACAACUCUUUAAUACUGCAGCGCAACAUAACUCUGACGGCCCACGUUGUGAUCACACUCGAGACCGUCAAGAACCUGAAGGACAUCGGAGUUAGAGAGGGCCUGAGCGCGCGCGUGGUGCAGGCGCAGCAGCGCGCCAUCGGCUGGCUGGAGCGCCACAUGAAGCUGCUGGACGACUUCGGCGACCCGUACGCGCUGGCCGUCGUCGCCUACGCCCUCACCUUCUCCAAGGCGCCCAGCUCCGAACACGCCUACCGCCUGCUGAAGAAGCGACAGCGCUCGGAAGGUGGUUUGGUGUAUUGGGGUAAAGAGCCGGUUCCGCCGCCGCCGUAUAAGAUGGAGAAUCAGAAGCCGUUCCUGCUGCCGCGCCUGCCGUACAAAUACGACUCGAACAAUAUCGCGGCAACGGCGUACGCGCUCCUCGCCUGCAUGGACCACCAGGACAACAACGAACCCAUCGUCAUGUGGCUAAACGCGCAGCGCCUCAAAGACGGCGGAUGGGCGUCCACGCAGGACACGUACAUCGCCCUGCGCGCGCUGAUAGAAUACACGAACCGCAAGCGGCUGCGCGACGUGAGCUCGCUGACGCUGACGGUGGACGCCGUGGCGCUCAAGGACUCGACCAAACUGCUGCACGUGCGGAACGACAACCUCGCGCAGAUGCAGAGCAUCGACGUAUGUCACCCCAUAAUUUAUUCACACAUUAACUUUCAAUAA
Messenger RNA from Hyposmocoma kahamanoa, 804 nucleotides. RefSeq names its product CD109 antigen-like. The coding region runs from base 1 to 804 and encodes 267 amino acids. NCBI's taxonomy places the organism in Eukaryota, Metazoa, Arthropoda, Insecta, Lepidoptera, Cosmopterigidae. The transcript has 5 exons. The record is from RefSeq and is a predicted model, not a curated record.